GAUUAGUGCUUAGCGUAUGUGAUAUUCACUCCUAUCGAAGUUCAGUGCGGAGAUAUAUAUUUCAAAGAAGUCACAGUCACUCAUCCUUGCGACUCCCUUGUCUGCCACUCAAUUGAUCUUCAGACCCCGAACAUCACACGCCCUCCCGUCGGGGAAGCCAUAUAUGCCGAGCAAACUACGUCAAGAUGCCUAUGCAGUGGACUGCUGAUGCCGACGCGAAGCUCAUGGCUGCGGCGAUGCAGAUCUGCGACCUUAAACUCAACGAAAGCCAAUAUGAGCAGCUCGGACAGAUCAUGGGUAUACUCCGCUUGACUACGUUGGCUUGUACCGGCGUUAUGCUCAUUGAAAAUGACAGGAGUGACCGCGAAGUCCAUCAAGCACCGUAUCUCGAAGAUUCGCACUGCCGGAAAGGACAUUGGUCCGACGACGAGCAAAGCAACCGGCCCGAAAGCGAAGUCAACAAAGUCCAAAAAGGUAGCAGGCACGCCAGCAUCCGACAAAGAUGACGUCGAAGCGAUUUUGACGCCGCCGCCGAGUAAAGGAAAAGGGCGGAAGCGCAGACCGGAGCAGGACGUAGACACCGACGGCGAAGGGGAGGUCGAAGGGCUGAGCAAGAAGGUAAAGAUCGAAGUCGGCGAAGACAUUGGCGAAGGUCUAAGACAGGCAAACCCAGCCAUGUAGACGAUGUCCUGUCAUUGGGCCGCGUGAUGGUCGAGCAUCUAAGGGAAUGGCAACAUUGGCGUGCUGCAUCCUACGAUGCCGCUGUAAUGAAAGAGAGUCCAGUCAUGGAGAGUCGACGCCCACGAUGCUCUCAAUGCUGCCUUGGUGGUGGCGGCAGUAUAACGCAGCCGCUCUGCACUAGUCAGUAUUGUAGUAAUCUCGAUGCGGGGUGAACUUGUGUGUAUUGGCGG
This is a messenger RNA of Baudoinia panamericana UAMH 10762, 911 nucleotides long. RefSeq lists its product as uncharacterized. The transcript has 3 exons. The record is from RefSeq and is a predicted model, not a curated record. NCBI's taxonomy places the organism in Eukaryota, Fungi, Ascomycota, Dothideomycetes, Mycosphaerellales, Teratosphaeriaceae. Bases 349 to 681 code for a protein of 110 amino acids.